AUAGACGUCUGUAUUGACAGCCAAUGCAUCCGCGGAUCAGUUAAUCGGUGACAAUGUCUACGGAACGGGUGAUCGCGUUGAUAGACAUGGACUGCUUCUACGUGCAGUGCGAGCAGCGCCUACAGCCGGACAGGUGGGGCCAGCCGUGCGCUGUCGCCCAAUACAACAACUGGAAAGGCGGCAUACUUAUAGCCGUGAACUAUGAGGCCAGGGAUGGCGGCGUUAAGCGGUAUAUGAGGGGCUCGGAGGCAACGGCCGUGUGUCCCGAUCUGCACGUGUUUGCCGUACCGGAAGUCCGGGGGAAAGCAGACCUCACGCGCUAUCGGGACGCCUCCCAAGAGGUGUUUAACGCCAUCCAAGAGUCGGUCCAAUCGCUGACCGCCGCCGCGGACAUCAUCGUCGAGAAGGCGUCGGUGGACGAGGCGUUCGUCGACCUGACGGCGCACGUGAACCACACGCUCGACCAGUUAGAGCCACCGGCGGUGCCUACCGGCGCUCAACUCGCGGACACGUACCUCGAGUUGGCCCCGCGGGACGACCCCACGGCCGGCGGCAACGAUUUGGGCCAAUGGUUAGACGAGUUGCGCGACGACAACGGGUUCCUGCGCUCCGAUGAUAUACGGCUGGCGUUGGCGGCACUGGUAGUCCAGCGGAUACGCGCGCACAUCGCCGAUAAGACACAGUUC
Oppiella nova is the source of this 686-nucleotide messenger RNA. NCBI's taxonomy places the organism in Eukaryota, Metazoa, Arthropoda, Arachnida, Sarcoptiformes, Oppiidae. The record is from the annotation of a GenBank genome assembly.